Morus notabilis is the source of this 2724-nucleotide messenger RNA. RefSeq names its product fimbrin-5. The transcript is spliced from 15 exons. NCBI's taxonomy places the organism in Eukaryota, Viridiplantae, Streptophyta, Magnoliopsida, Rosales, Moraceae. Gene Ontology annotation, cellular component: actin filament bundle; actin filament; cytoplasm. Gene Ontology annotation, molecular function: actin filament binding. Gene Ontology annotation, biological process: actin filament bundle assembly; actin filament network formation. The record is from RefSeq and is a predicted model, not a curated record. Bases 318 to 2453 code for a protein of 711 amino acids.
GCGUAAUAAACGUUGCCCACGAAAACUGAAUGAAUGAAUAAACGAGGGAGAGGACGAGAGAGGUCUCCUACUACUAAAACCAUCUCUCUCUCUCUCUCUCUCUCCUCUUCUCUUCUUUGCCUUUUGCUGGCCCUGCCAAUCCGGGGGUCCCUAUUGCCACCACCCUUUUCUCUCCCUUCUUUUCUUCAUUUUCACAGAACAAACUUCCCAUCUUCCUCAAAAAUAAUGCAAAAUGAGCUUUAUAUUUUUCAGCUCUAGCUUCUGAUUCUAGAAUCCGUAAGUUUAAACAUUUUUGUUGAGGCCGUACGAAGGUGAAGAUGUCUGGUUUUGUGGGUGUUCUUGUUUCGGAUCCAUGGCUACAGAGCCAAUUCACCCAAGUGGAGCUUCGCACCCUCAAAUCAAAAUUCCUCUCGGUGAGAACUCAAUCUGGUCGCGUCACAAUGGGAGAUUUGCCACCUCUGUUUGUGAAACUGAAGGCUUUUAGUGAAAUUUUCUCUGAGGAUGAGAUUAAAGCCAUAUUGCAAGAAUCAGGCAAGGACAUGGGUGAAGAAAUCGAUUUCGAGUCCUUCCUCCGAGCACACUUGAAUUUGCAAGGGCGGGUGACAGCAAAAUCGGGUGGUUCAAAAAGUUCAUCUUCAUUUCUUAAGGCAACCACAACAACUGUACACCAUACGAUUAACGAAUCUGAGAAGGCUUCGUAUGUUUCCCAUAUUAAUAGCUACCUGGGGGAAGAUCCUUUCUUGAAGAAGUAUCUUCCUAUAGAUCCAUCUACAAAUGCGUUGUUUGAUCUCGUGAAAGAUGGAGUUCUCCUCUGCAAACUUAUUAACGUUGCUGUUCCUGGGACUAUUGAUGAGCGAGCAAUUAACACUAAAGCGGUUCUUAAUCCAUGGGAGAGGAAUGAGAAUCAUACCCUUUGCCUUAAUUCUGCAAAGGCUAUUGGCUGCACAGUUGUUAAUAUUGGCACCCAGGACUUGGUUGAGGGGAGACCACAUCUUUUGCUUGGACUAAUUUCUCAAAUAAUUAAGAUUCAACUAUUGGCUGAUCUCAAUCUGAAGAAAACUCCACAACUUGUUGAAUUAGUGGAUGACAGCAAGGAUGUGGAGGAACUCAUGGGUUUACCGCCUGAGAAAGUGUUACUGAAAUGGAUGAAUUUCCAUCUUAAGAAGGCCGGAUAUGAGAAACAGGUCACGAACUUCUCUUCUGAUGUGAAGGAUGGAGAGGCCUAUGCAUAUCUCCUAAAUGCUCUUGCGCCAGAGCACUCAGGUCCUGCUGCCUUGGAUAAAAAGGAUCCAACAGAAAGAGCAGAUAUGGUUCUUGAGCAUGCGGCAAAAUUGGAUUGCAAAAGGUACCUGACUCCUAAGGACAUUGUUGAGGGCUCACCAAAUCUCAAUCUUGCAUUUGUAGCACAAAUAUUCCAACACAGGAAUGGCUUGACCGUCGACACUAAGAAAAUGUCCUUUGCUGAGAUGAUGACCGACGAUGCCCAAACUUCUCGGGAAGAGAGAUGUUUUAGACUCUGGAUUAAUAGUCUCGGAACUGCUACUUAUGUCAACAAUGUGUUUGAGGAUGUCAGAAAUGGGUGGGUCCUUCUAGAUGUUCUUGAUAAAGUUUCGCAAGGUUCAGUCAACUGGAAGCAGGCAACAAAGCCCCCCAUAAAAAUGCCUUUCAGAAAAGUUGAGAACUGCAAUCAAGUUAUAAAGAUUGGAAAGGAAUUAAACUUCUCUCUUGUUAAUGUAGCUGGGAAUGAUAUUGUGCAAGGAAAUAAGAAGCUCAUAUUGGCAUAUUUAUGGCAGUUGAUGAGAUUUUCUAUGCUCCAACUCUUGAGAAAUUUGAGAUCUCACUCCCAAGGUAAGAAGGGAAAAGAGAUUACCGAUGCUGACAUUCUAAACUGGGCAAACAACAAAGUGAAGAAGGCCGGUAGAACUUCUCAAAUGGAAAGCUUCAAGGAUAAAAACCUUUCAAAUGGUAUCUUCUUCCUCGAGCUUCUUAGUGCUGUUGAGCCAAGGGUGGUAAACUGGAGUGUUGUCACGAAAGGGGAAACUGAGGAAGACAAGAAAUUGAAUGCAACAUAUAUAAUCAGUGUUGCUCGGAAGCUUGGCUGCUCCAUUUUCUUGUUACCGGAGGACAUUAUCGAGGUAAACCAGAAGAUGAUUCUCAUUUUGACGGCAAGCAUUAUGUACUGGAGCCUGCAGCAACAAGCAGCUGAAGCGGAGAACACUCCUGAUGAGUCCCCUGCUGCUUCUGUUAGCAGUGCCAGUGAAAGCGAGACAGUUUUGUCAAAUGAAGUGUCUAAUUUGUCUGUUGAUGAUGCUGCUGCUUCUGACACUCCAUCCCCGCAGGCUGGAAACGAGCAAUCAUUCGAAAUAGCUGAAAACGAGGAACCAGCUCAAAAUGUUGAGAAUGAGGAACACUCUACAGAAGUUGUAGGAAAAGACAGUGAAGAUAAAGAAUAACCGGAAAGUACAUCUUUAUUUUUUUUUCCCCCUCUCUCAAAAGAUGAGGAUAAAGGUGAUUAUAUUGCAGUUAGCAUAUACCUCACAUGCUCUCGGUGGAAGAGAGUGCUAAUUUUUUGUGCUUGUGAACCACAGAAAAAAAAAAAAAAAAAGUUACUCAUGUAAAUUUUGGUUAUAUUUUUUGUUCCUAGGUAUAUUCUUUUAAAGGAAAUUACAUUAAUUUUGUUGAAUAAUAAGAUGGGCAGCAGAAAGCAUCAUUUGUUGGGUUGAA